Fusarium pseudograminearum CS3096 is the source of this 2439-nucleotide messenger RNA. RefSeq lists its product as uncharacterized. Gene Ontology annotation, cellular component: nucleus; cytoplasm. NCBI's taxonomy places the organism in Eukaryota, Fungi, Ascomycota, Sordariomycetes, Hypocreales, Nectriaceae. The transcript is spliced from 2 exons. The coding region runs from base 1 to 2439 and encodes 812 amino acids. Gene Ontology annotation, molecular function: protein binding. The record is from RefSeq and is a predicted model, not a curated record.
AUGUUCGCCCUACGAGGAAUCGGCAAGCUCAUCUUCGGCUCAAGCGCACAGGAAACCUUGAUCGAGUUGCCCCAAGGCCAACUCUACCUCGUUCGACCUCUAUCGCCUAAAGGCUAUUCCGAACUCAUCUUCAGAGAUUCGGCCAUCCGAAUCCGUCGCACCAACCAAGAAUUCCAAUACCAACUCGUCGUACAGCGUGUCUUUGAAGAGGGCGAAGCGGAACUCCUUGCCGAGGAAGAAGGUGAAGACGCUGAAAUCGACGCUCUUGCAUCCGAGAAAGACGAAAAGACCUUCCUGCUAGACGAAGCUUUGUCUUUCCGUUUCGAGAUCCGAGAAACUGGCGACAAGGUUCUUGCCUGGAAGGAUCUCAGCGGUGAUACUGGUGACCUGUUCCAGUUUGUUUGCGACUCCACUGUCACAUCAGCGCAAGUACAGCAGUUUGUGAGAGUCGCUCAAGAGUGCCAGUACGAACGCAAAUACCGCAAGCACAACUCCACUGCUACAGAGGCCGACCUCCAGCAAUUUGAGUUUGAAGAGGAGGAUCCUAUCCCACCUGCGAGCCCACUUCAUAGCCCUACACUUGCUCGAUCUAUCGAGUCUGUUGACGACAUGUUGUCCAAGAAUGCCGCCAACUCUGCUGCAAAGCGUGCCCCAGAGGUUAUUCCGGAAGUGGUCCCCGAACAGGAGAUUGAGCCUCAAGUCUUGACUGGACCCGAUGCCAACAACCCGCCUGAAGCCAUAGAGAUCUAUGCUGCUGUUACGGCAGAACUUCAUGUAUUCGACCCUCAGCCUGGCCAUUUCGCCCUUGUCGACGACUCCAUCAUUGCCCAGGUCUCGGAAGUUGGCAAGUGGGAGUACUGGCUUCAGAUCGAGUCCGGUGACAAGGCUUACCUGGGUACUCCUGUCGUCGCAGACUUCAACCCGGUAUUUGAUUUCGAAUACCUCUCCUUCGUCUUCAACCACUUCAGCAGUGACGGAACCGCACGAUCCUGGCUGCUUCGAUUUAAGGAUCAGUCUACUCUUGAGAAGUUCCAAGAGGCAAUUAUGCAAGCCAUUUGGGAAAGGCUAAACGAGACCAAGUGGCAGAAAAUGCAAGAUAAGGAACGCGAAUAUGUUCUUGAUGCUUUUGGCGAUUUAACUAUGGAAGACGCCCCCGAGACCGAGGAGGAGGAAGAGGAGGAGGAAGAAGAAGAGCUCGAAGACGACCGUGCCCGAGACGAAGAAUAUGACAGCGAUGAGGAGAACGACAGCACCUUUCCCAAGAAUGCCGAUGGUGAAGUCAACUCUCAGCUGGCAGUCGGCUACAAGCACGACCGCUCCUUUGUUGUCCGCGGGUCUAAGAUUGGUGUAUUCAAGCACACGCCUAAUAAUCACCUUGAAUUCUCCACCAACAUUUCCAAGGUCACCACUCCAUCAGGCAAACUGAUGAAUCCCAAGAAGGUCAUGCUGCACAGCGAGGAUCGCGAUCUUAUUUUGCAAAACGAAAUAGACCCGAACAAGCUUUACCGUAUGGAUCUGGAGUACGGAAAGGUUGUUGACGAGUGGCAUGUGCACGAUGAUAUUCCCGUUGUCACAUUUGCGCCCGAGAACAAGUUUGCACAAAUGACGUCUGAGCAGACCUUCCUAGGUGUCUCGAACAACGCAUUGUACCGUGUUGAUCCUCGACUGUCUGGAAACAAACUUGUAGAUGCAGAUAUGAAGCAAUACGCAUCCAAGAACGACUUCUCAGCCCUUGCGACCACCGAAAAGGGCUAUAUCGCUGUUGCCAGUAACAAGGGAGAUAUCAGACUGUUCGAUCGUCUUGGCAUCCGAGCCAAGACCCAACUCCCUGCUUUGGGUGAUCCGAUCAGUGGCAUCGAUGUCUCUGCUGAUGGUCGUUGGAUUUUGGGCACUACCAAGAACUAUAUCCUCCUUGUUGAUGCUCAGCAAAAGUCUGGAAAGAAUGAAGGCAAGCUUGGAUUUGAGAAGGCAUUCGCAGCCACUGAUAAGCCUCAUCCUCGACGACUCGCAUUGACCCCUGAGCAUGUUGCUCAGUUCUAUCACGAAACGGGCAAGCCUGUUGACUUCACGCCUGCGAAGUUCAACACUGGAGAGGGCGCCGAAGAAACAAGUAUUAUCACUGCCACCGGCCCAUACAUUAUCGAGUGGAACUUGAAGCGAAUCCUCCGAGGCAUGAAGGCAUCCUACAAAAUCAAGCGUUACGAAGAAGAGGUCAAGGCCGACGACUUCAAAUUUGGCUCAGACAAGAACGUCAUUGUCGCACUGCCUAACGAGGUCAACAUGGUGGCUAAGCAGAGCCUCAAGAAGCCAACUCGUGAGAGCAUUGUUGGCAACAUCCGGCUGGGUGGCGGCUCGCGCCGAGGCUCAGGGCGUAUUGGGAACCAGGAGAGUGGUAGAUACAAGUUGGGCAGAGAUGACAUCGUCAAUGCUCCCUAUUAG